This is a messenger RNA of Dromiciops gliroides (monito del monte), 4775 nucleotides long. RefSeq names its product cortexin domain containing 1 (gene CTXND1). The record is from RefSeq and is a predicted model, not a curated record. The transcript has 3 exons. Bases 494 to 673 code for a protein of 59 amino acids. Lineage: Eukaryota; Metazoa; Chordata; Mammalia; Microbiotheria; Microbiotheriidae.
GGGAUACUGCAGCAGGCACCGGCUGUUUCCUUGGGUUGGCUAGGGAUGGAUGCCUUGCAGUUUUGUGGGGAGAGCCAGGCAGGGGCUAGAGGUUGGGCAAGAGGGGCAUCAUCAUCCUGAGCUUUGGGCUUUUCUCCUUGAUCUGAAUUUGGGGAAGGAACUGAGCUGAGGUUCAGAGUGCCUUGGGCAUCUCCAGCUAUAUUUUCCUGUGUAUUGCAGAGGAAGGGUUGCGCUGGCUGGUCCUGCUCUGAACAAGAACUGUUAGGGUUUAAAAACUCUUUGACAAGGGAUUUUUUCCUUCGAUGAUCCAUUUGGAGAGAAACCCCUCACAGGUUUAAGAAGGGAAAAGAGAUAUUUCCAUCCCAUAUACAUACAGACACCCUAACUCCAGUUUAGUGCCAUUUGACCUCGUGACCUCCCCACCAUCUUCAUGACAUGUGAACAGAAGGAUGGUACCAGUCAGAAUAAAACCAGAUGAGGAGACAACCUCACAAUGGAAGAGCCAACCCCAAUGCCUGUGCAAGUCGAUGUGGACAAAGGAUUGACUUUGGCCUGUUUUGUCUUCCUUUGCCUCUUCCUCAUCGUGAUGAUUAUUCGCUGUGCCAAAGUCAUCGUGGACCCCUAUAGUGCCAUCCCCACAUCUACCUGGGAAGAGCAGCAUCUGGAUGACUAAAAGCACCUGGUCUCCUUCAGGGAGGCUGGAUGAAAAUCACUACCCAAGAUCUCCUCUUUCCAAAAAAGCCAUGGGAGAGCCCCAACUCUUUACUCACCUUUACCAAGUGAUAGCUCUUUGAGGACACAAAAUAACACAAACCUUUGCAAGUAGCAACUUACAAGAUGGCGAGUUGUGAAUCGGACCAAGCGUGGAAGCAAAAAUCGUCACUUUUUUAAAAAUUUAUUUUAUUUUCCAUGUACCUCCUGGCCAGUGGGUAAAACAGCAUUUAUUGGACUGGUAAACAUUUUGUACUUGUUUGCAAUGCUGUAUUAAGAGAUCUUAUGAAUCAUUUUGUUGGUAGACCCAAGUACUCUCUGGUUAUUGUUACACAUGGGGUGAUCUAUUUCUCUCAGAGCUGGAGUGUAGGGAAGUAGAACCCUUCGUCACUAUUUGAGGUUACCCUGUAUCUUUUAGGAUCUGGCUGCUAGACACUGCCCCUGGGAACCUGCUUCUUUCUCUCAGAGUUUUGGGGUGAGGACUCGGUCUCUCUGUGAAAAUAGACAGGAAAUAUCACAACUGAAUGGGAUGUGGGCUUUCUUCAGGCUGCAACUUCAGACCUUUAGAGGGAGAGUAAUCUAUCAAAAGAAGUAUAAGGCUGGGGUACCAUCUUGGCUCUGCCACUGAUUGAUUUUGUGACCUGGGGCAAGUCGCUUCAGUUUCUGGUGCCCCAGUUUCCUCAUCUGUAAAAUGGGGACAAUAAACUUUAAGCUUUCUCACCUCAUUAGGAUUUGAGGAUAAAAUUCAAUCUUAAGUAUGAAAAGGCUUUAGAAUUAAAUGCAAUACAGCAGAAGAGAUCUGCCAUUGGCCAUUGCUGUGCUCAGGUUCCCCUCCACUAGAAUAGACUACCAUCCCCACCUGUACACAUAUAGGGGUGGCCGGGAGGUUGGGCUGAUUGGAGGGCCAGUGUUUGUCAGGAGACUCCCCUCCCCCUAGUACCAAGAGCUCAGAGCUUUCUUCUAAUACCCGAUUGACACAGCUUCCUACAGAACCUUAUGGAGUUUGAGUACUCCUCCCAAAUUUUAAGUUGGAAGGGACCUCAGAGGUUAUCAAGUUCAAACUUCUCAUUUUACAGAUGAAGAAACUGAGGCACAGAGAGGUUAAAUGACUUGCCCACAGUCACACAGCUAGUUAAGUGUCUAUGGCCACAGACCAUUUGUAGGAGCCCACCUGUGGUUCAGCAGGUAUAUUCACAACCACUUCUUCUGGGCCCUGGACCUAUUAGUGCAUUAUAGCUAUCAAGUUAUCCAUGGUAUUAACAACAUUGUUCUUUUUAUUUUGUUUUUUGUUUUGUUUUUGCAGGGCAAUGAGGGUUAAGUGACUUGCCCAGGGUCACACAGCUAGUAAGUGUCAAGUGUCUGAGGCUGGCUUUGAACUCAGGUCCUCCUGAAUCCAGGGCCAGUGCUUUAUCCACUGCACCACCUAGCUGCCCCUGUUCUUUUUAUUUUGGAGCAAGCCAAAAAAAACCCCAUAACUAUUCUGAGUGCUCUUUCUUUAACCAGGAAGAGCCACAGAUUUAUUCCCUCGGUGAUCUAGGAUCCCUUGGUCAUUUAUCACCUAUACCUUUAGAGAUGGUCUGAAGCAGGAGAUCAUGACAUCAUAGGCUCAUAGCUUCUCACCUGCUUAAAAAGGUGAAUUCUAGCCACCCUAGCUUUUACAAGCCAAUCUGGGGAUCUGGGUUCAAGGGGGAAGCAGCCUCCCAGAGCACCAUCACCACCUGGUAACAGGCGGCAAUAGCUGACCAGGCACACCAGCUGCAUACACAGUGGUUCUAGGGCACACAUCUGACCGUUCACCCACUCAUAUGGGAAGCACAAACAAACAGAAGGCAUUUGACCAAGCUGCGAAGUUCCCAGGGAAUGUUCCAGAUCUGAAGUUCCAUGUAAGAAAGGAGAAGGUCCCCAAGGGGGAGGCCUUCCCCUCUGCUACUGGAUAAACACUUUUAUUUAGCCAACGCAGCAGCCUUCAAGUUUGCAGUCUACCUCGGAGAAAUAAAGCACUUUCUAAGGAAAAAAGGCCCAUUUUUGUGAAUUUGUUUUGCAAAUAAAUAUCUUUUCAUGAUUAGAGGAGAGAGGAGAACAGAGGAGAGAAGAGCCCUUGGGGUUCAUCUGCUCAUGCAGUUCUGCCUGAUCUAAGAUGAGUUUCCCCUGCAGCCUAACUGGGCUCCAUUUGGGGAGCUUUGGAGAGAGAUGGAAGCUGGAAAUUGAGUAUUAAAUCCUAGCCCUGUGUGCUCCAGGAAAGAGGAAACGCCUGCCAAGUUCUCUGUUGGGUAGGUAGCCUUUCUGCUGGGGAAGGCUGGCUUAAUUAUUCUCUUCUUUUCUUGAUCUUGUGCCAUGAUGAUCUGUAUGCAAAAGUGCAGUAAAUAAAGCAGAAAAGAAAGGCAAACUCAGGUGGGGAUUCUGAGGCCUGCCUCAUUUCUCCUCGUUGGGUGAUAGACAACUGGGGCUCCCAUCCCUCCAGUUAAAAGUUGUGGAUAAUUCCACUGGCCAAAUAUUUCACAGAACCAAUAGGUUUGUCAAUAACGUUGCAGUGCCCAGAGAUCUUUUGAAGAAAGGAGAAGGCGUAUUCCCCUUCAUUUUAUCUUGAGACUACAGCAUAGACAUCAGAGGCAGAAAUCUGGGUUCACAUGCUAGCUCCCUCAAUAGUAUGCUGUGUGACUGAGAGUGACUUGCCUAAUUUCACUGUGCCCGAGUUAAAAAAAAAGUUCUGCCCUCUACCUACCUCACAUGCCAUUGUGGGGAUUAAUGAAAUAGCACCAAGAAUUCAGUGAAAGAAGCCCUAUGAAGACAGUCUAAUUCCUAACAAUCUACUAUGAAUAUUGAAAAAAAAAGAAGAGAACCUACCAGUGGGGUGUAUUUAAGCAUUUCCCAUGGGAACAAAGUGAGUUUCAGUACAACUUCUAUGCUAGGACCAUGAAGGAGCAGAGCCAUAGGCAUAAACAUCUUCCUGUAGGUGAACAGGCAACUGACAACAGGUGAGGUUUUAGGACCAGAAGCUUACAACUCCCCCACCUGCUGGCCAUUGUCUGAAAUUCUACAAUUACAGCUUGAAUUCCUUUAGAUUAAGGCUUUGAGCCCUGAAAUUGUGCCAAUUCCCCAGGCCAGUCUCAUUAUGAUAUCCCGGUGUGGACAUUAUAUGAGGAGGGAAAAGAAGAGCUAGAGAUGUCCAGGAGAGUAUUUGGAGCCUGAGGAGGGUUGGGGAGAAGAUCUCCCAAAAUGGGAGGGAGGAAGUAGAAUAGGCUGGCUAGAAACUCUAAAGAUGAGCAGAGAGUUUAGAAUUUCACUUCCCAGCUAGAGUGCUGGAGAACUCACCAAAAGGGAGUUUCUCUUACAGAGCAAAGUAUCCCUGUGGGUAUAGUAAACUGGAGGGGAGCAGAAUUCUGCUGGGAGGCCCAACAUUUAAAUAUUUAACAUUUAAACUGAAUUGCUACAAAAUACUUCCUUAUUUUAAAGACAGAAUGAACCUCCCUCCUUCCUGAAGAUUAUGGCCCACAUAAGCAAAUAUUUUCACUGAUGAAAAAAAAAGUCGACAUUUUGCAAAUUCAUUCUCUUGCCUCUACCUUCCCUACAGACUUUUCUCACAUUAAACUUUUUCCUAAUGGGGAAGGCAUCGAUGUUCAAACAGAGAAACCUGUUUUACCUUGAGUUAUCCUAACCCGUCUUCCUCCAGCAUCUCCUUUCUCAAGUCCACCAAAGUAUAUAGGUUACUUCUGUAAUGACAGGAAAACUAAGAAGGCAAAUAAAAAUUCUCCCUUCCCUACUUCUGAUGUUUGACCAUGAUGCUCGUCUACCCAUAGCCGAGAGAGAUGUUAAUUUUCUAUGAAUCAAUGGACCGCUGACCUACCUCACAGGGUUGUUGUGGGGAAAGCACUUUGUAAACCUUGAAACGUGAUACAAAUGUGAGCUGUUGUUUUUUGCUGUUCUUUUUCAGCGCAUGUAGCAAGUGCCUCUGCUGAGUCAUCAUUUUGGUUUUCAACAGUUAUUCUACCCUGGAGAGAGAUGCAUUCUGAAUAACAUUUAAAUGAAUAGCAGAUGUAUAUCUGAUAAUAAAGUUAAUCACUUCA